Messenger RNA from Pieris macdunnoughi, 6492 nucleotides. The record is from the annotation of a GenBank genome assembly. NCBI's taxonomy places the organism in Eukaryota, Metazoa, Arthropoda, Insecta, Lepidoptera, Pieridae.
AUGGAUAGAAUUCACCAGAUUCGAGAUGAAGCUCCUCGCUCCAAAGACAUUACCCUUGAUACAUCGUCAUUACCGAGCGAAUCGUUUUUAACCGCGAACGAAAGCUCAUCAUUCUAUUCUUUAACUGAAGAAGACUCUACGUUUAUCGUAUCACCGUCGAAGGACAGUUCGUCGACCUCCAAUGUAGAACCAAGCAUAACAGACCCAAAUUUAAUAUGUAAUUUAUCACCAAUACACAAAAGCAAUGAAAUAGAAAGUUUUAAAAUUGGAAAGCAAAUUGAAGCUGCAAACAUUUUAUCUGGUGGUGUGAAUAUAUUUGAUGACAAUUCCUAUGAUGGUCACGAACUUGUUAUUGAUGAUAACCCAAUUGAUAAGGAUAUAAAAGGUGAUGAGAAUGAGGAUACAUUGGAAGCAGCUGAUAUCAGUGAUGCUACACCUAGUAAGGAGACCGAAGUAGUGUUGCAAAUUGAUGGUAAGAAUGUUGAUGCAAUUGAUAUUGGAAAUGGAUUGUAUUUGUACCGAAAGACUGGAGAAGAAGAAUUAGCUGCUGUACAGAUCAUAGAUGGUGACCAACAACAGCAAACUUUUAAAUUUCUUAAAGUUCGUGAAAAUGCUGAAGGAAACUUGGAGGUAUAUGAAGAAAUUGAAAUUGAAGUUCCAAAGGAAGCGCCCGUUAAAGACGGUAAGCCUGCCUCUAGUACUUCACAAACUUCCAGUGAGAGUGUCAAAAAAAUAAAUCACAUUAGGGAUAAAGUUGUUGAAACUACACAAAAGAUAACACAGAAUGUCUUAGAAAACAAUGAAUCUAAUAGCAAGGAAUUGGAAAAAUCCAUUAAAGACCUGCAAGAAUCCAAGUCUGAAUUAAACUUUAAUGGCAAAACUAUGAAAUUCAGUGAAUCCCGUAAGUCACCUGUGAUUGGCACUUUUACUCCUAUGACCUACCACUCAACACAAAAUAAGGAAGGUCGACCUCUUACAAAAACAAUGGUAGAUCAGCAUCUACAACCAAAUAGGCAUUCAGAUAAUAUAAAGAAAACCAUAGAAGUAAAUACAGACAAUUGUAAACAAAAAUUAGAAAAUGUUUUAAAAUAUAAAGAUGAGAAUGAUUCUACAAAUGAAUCAACUGAAAACAGUUUAAAAGAGAACAUUGGAAUACGUGAUAUUAUGCCUUCCGCCAUUAUUGAUACAAUAGAAACAAAACAUGAUGAUAAUUUUGCUAGUGAUCUCAAGAAAAGUCCUCCAGAGACUAAAGCCACUGAAGGCGUUAAAGAGGAAGGUUCUUAUAAGGCAAAUGAAGUUAAUGUAACAGCAACUGAUAAUAAAAUAACACCCGACGCAAUAUUGAUUCCUAAUAUGUCUAAUAAAUUUGAAAAUACUGUUAAAUUAAUAAACCAAGAUUUAUGUAAUGAAACAAAAAGCAAUGUAUAUAGUUCUACUCAGUCUGUGUCCACACUGGUUACUGAUACAUUAUCUGACAAUACCGAAACAGAUGUAGAAGAUAAAUUGGUUAUUGCAGAAGAUAGUAUUAUAUCUGAUGUCUCCAAUGAACCAACUACGAAGCCCGUUGAAAUGAAUCCUGACUCUAAAUCUAAAAGCGAAGGAGUAGUCUCUGAUUUGGAUGGGGUACUAAAAAGUUGUGAAAGUAUUGUGAAAAAAAUAGAAGAAACCAAAAAAUGUGAACCACAAGAUAGUGAAGUAAUGGAUAAAAAUAAAGAAAUUCAAAUAGCAAUAGAUAGCAGACAUACUGCAGAGAACAACGAAAGUAAAUUAGAAGCACAAGAUAUGAAGCUCGUUGGCAAAGAAGAUACUCUUAAAGUUGACUCUACACAAACAAAUACAUCAAAUCUGCAUGCUGAUACUAUUGACACAUAUAAAACUUCCAAACAAAAAAUAGUUGAACCUACUAUUAAUACAAAAAGUAAAGGUUGUGCUACUCAGCCAAUACUUAACGAUAUUGAAAAAGCUACUAAGACACUCGACUUUGAUGUUAAGAUGUCUACAAGUAAUAUUUCUAGGUUGAAACAAUUUAUUGUGGAGGAAUCAAAGGAUAAUAAGUUAAUGCAACAAAAAGGAACUAGUAAUAGCUGCAGUCAAAAUUCGCAAGGGGAUUUAAGAAUAGAAAAGCCGUUACAGUUUCCUACCAUGCAGAAAACAAUUCCUUCCAUUGAACAGAAGUGUAAACCAAAAACUGAAGAGAAAAUAGACUUGAAUCUCGUAAAAAAUCUAGAACAUAAAGUUCCAUCCAAAGUUUGUCUCGCUGUGCCUUUUGGAAAAUGGACUGAAGCUAAUAGGCAAGAAUUUUUAAAUAAAAUUAAGGAAGCAAAGGUAACAACUAGUAAUUCACAUACAAAACAAAUUAAACAGACUAAUGACUUAAACAGAAGAGAUUUCUUGAAAAAGAUAGAUAGUCAAAGGCAGACAAAUAGUGUUGCAGUAAAGAUUCAAGAUAAUGUCAAUAAUAAAUUGAAUGUAAAACCUAGUUCUACAGUUUUUAAAAAUACUGCUUGUGCCGUUGAGAAACCAACAGUACCUGAUAUAUCGAAAAUUAAAGAAACUCUUCCUUCAAAAUCUAACACAAAGCCUAAACCGAUUAUAGAAAUAACAAACAGUAAACCAGAAAUUCCCCAACCCGUGGUGAAUAAAUUAAUUUUAGCUCAAAGAAAAGAAAUAAAUAAUCAAGAUCUGAUCGACAAAACCAUUGAAGGAAUAAUAAACCGAGCCUUACCUGCGAAAGCUACGCAAGAAGAUAAAUCGAAUAUAGAAGCGAAGGCCAAAGAAAUAUACAAUUCGAGCAUUGUCACUUUAGACGAUAUAGAACGCAAAAUGAAUGAACUUCAUGGAAUACCUUUUGUUGAAAGGCCGUCCCACGAAUUACCGGGGCUGGAAUCGAAACCUAACGAUACCGAUAAUUUAUGUGAUACUAAAAAAGAAAACCCAGUCGUACCUUACACAAAUAAACAUCACAAAAAGGUGAAGGAGAAUGACAGAGCAAAUAUUUCCGAUGAAGAGGUUAUUGAACAUGAGCCUAUCACCGGAGAUAUCGCGAUAACUGUUAAAGAUAAAUUACCCCAAGAGGUGGUAUGUAAUAAUGGUGCUAAAAAGGAGUCAAUAAUCACAGAAAAAGAUUUUGAUAAAUUUGCUAGACGUAACUCUGUGACUUAUGAAAAUUGUCUUACUGUUAAUUUUGAUAAGAGGGAACCGUGCAAUGUUACACAAAGUAUUGUCCCGAUAGCAGUACCCGUAAAAAAGAUGUCUCGAAACGAACUGAUGCUGGCAGAAUCAAAAGCUAAAUCUACUCAUAAACAGUAUCUCGCUCGUCAUAAUAUCCAUGCCAGCAAAAUUCCUACUGCAGUGAAAUCCACGCAACCGGAGAUUACAGCGAGCAAAAAUUAUCAAUCUAAAGUACAAAUGGCGUACCAAACCGCGAUAACAGCUAAACAACAACAAGAACCUAUUACUAUAAUUGAAGAUAAACCCGUGAAAGUAGUGUUUGUGGAUACAAAUGCUGAGUUCGGCGCGCUCAAACUAAAUGUCCAGGGUCAAGAGCUGUCGCCGUCGAUCAAGCCCACAAACGAUAAUGCUUACAGUACUUCGGAGUCCAUCGAUUCAGAUAUCAUAGAAACGAUAGCUAUUCAAAAUAAGUUAUUGGAAAAUAAAUCAAAGGUUAAACAUCAAAGGAAACAAGUUUUGACACCUGUCGAAGCUCCCGAACUUGAACUAAUUGUACCCAAGGACCUAGGUUUAGAAUUUUCACCGAAGAAGAAGCGCAAAGUCGAUGAGAAAAUUGAUAAAAAAUCCAAGUCCCUUUUGCCAAAAAAAUCCUAUCUUCUUAACCGUAGUAUUGAGGAUGAAAAACAAUAUAAAAUUCAAGAUGUUAUUAAAACCUCGGAUUUUGAAACUGUUAAAAGAAGUGAAACGUACGUUGUACACUCUGACCCCAUAUCUGCCAUCGACAAUUUAGUGAAAGCAGCCGAAUUACUUGAAACACAAAGUGGAAAUAAGUUAAUGAAUAGUGAAGAAAAUGAAACAAAAAUAGAACAAACCACUCCAGCCAAAAGAGGUCGCGGGCGACCUAGAAAAUAUCCACUGCCUAGCUCUGAAUCGGAAUUAAAGAUUCCUGUAAGUCCACAAAAAGAGAAGAAAUCAGAACAAAACAAUUCCAACAUUAGUCUAACAGAGACAGAAGAAGAUAGCAGCGAUGACGAAAUUAUACAGGUAAAUUGGACUAUGGGUAAGAUAAAUGAAAAUAUAGUUUGUCCUAUCUGUAGCAAAUUAUUCCGUUCCGAAAAUGUUGUGUUUAAACACGUAAAGCAUUGUACGGGCCCUUCGCCAAAUAGAUCUGAGUCUGAUAAACGUAGUUCUCGCAGACUAAGGAAUUCAAAUGACAGUAAAGGCUUUUCUUUGGACAGUAACUCGGAAGACGAGGUCGUUAUUCCGAGAAAACGAAAAUCAAGGGAUUCUAAACCAGCAUCAAAACAUGAUGAUGGAGUCAAAUUACAAGAAAUAUCAGAAAGAACACAGGCUCAUUCCAAGCACGUAGAGAAAAAAGAAGUAAAAGUUAAAAGCAAAUUAAAUAAUCUUGCAUGUGAGCUGUGUGGGAAAACAUUUCGACAACUAUCUUAUUUACUAAGUCACAAAAUACAACAUAAAAAGGAAGAAGCCGAAAAGUUAGAGAAAAUUAACAAAACCGUGUUUUGUUGUGAAGUAUGCAAGAAAGAAUUCAGAAGGUUACAUCACUUAGUUCAACAUCGCUUGAUUCAUGAUCCGAAAGUAAUGACUGCGAGGUCGAGCAGGAAGAGCUCAUCAGAAGUAAAUGAAAAUAAACAAACUAAAACCCAGGCUAUACCACCAAUGGAAAAAGAAGAUCACAAAACAGUGUUUCAUUGUGAGCCCUGUGACAAGUAUUUUAGAAAACUCCAUCAUCUCGUUGAACAUAAAGAAACUCAUGAUGGUAUCAAUAAGAAAAGUACUCCCAAUAACACGAAAGAUGCUGUUAAAACACCUACCCUGCAUCAAUGUGACAUAUGCAACAAAACAUUUAAGAAGUUGCAGCAUUUGAUGGAGCACAAGGAUCAACAUUUAGAAACAAGUUCAGAAAAAUCUGACGAUAAAAGCGUUCAAAGCUCGCUAUCUACCCGUGACAUAAUACAUGAAUGUUCCCUCUGUUAUAUGGUUUUUCCAAAUGAACACUCGCUUAAAAAGCACUUUGUUAACUGUCAGCGAAAAAAGAAACAAUCCGCAGCGAAGCUAUCGAAAACAGGCGAAGUAGUUAUUAAAGAAGAAAGUAAAGAAGAGAUAGAUAGUGAAACUGACAAAAAACCCAGCAUAGUGCCAGAAAAAAUUAAACCCUUUUCUAGCAACGAGGUAACUUCAGCUCCGGAAAAGAAUGCCAAACAAAAUACAGAAAAAGAAAUGUCAGACCCUGUUUAUGAGGUUGAAGAACAACUUGAUAGUAACAUUGUCGAUGAUUCUGACAGUAAGAGUGACGAUUUACCUCUUGUUACAAAAAAGACAGAUGUCGCUGACAGAAUCAAAGUAGAAAAUGCCACGAAACCCGUUAUUAAGAAAGAGGAAAUAGAAAUCAUUGUUAUACCAGACACACCGACGCCUAAAAAACGAACCGCGGGCAAAGAAAAGAUAGGGAUUACAGUUACGAAGAAACAAAAGAUCAGUGUGUUACGUAAUAUUGACAAAAAGAUUGAGUCAAGUGACGACGACGAAGUGAGGUACAUGCUGAACCCAGAAUAUCAGGACAAUAACCCGGAGGAGAAAUUUAUGAAGGUACGAGCCGAAAAGCGCAGCUCGCUUCAAAUAGAAAGACCUAACUCGAAAGACUUAGUCAAACGAAGAAUCUCCCUGCAACACCCUCCAAAAAUACUACGUCUGAAGACAAAAGUAGAAGCACGGCCGAUACAAUCGGCGUCUGUUAAAAAAUCUAAAUCUCUUUUGAAAACGGCGUGUUCCACUGAUUCGGACGAUAGCGACGUUAAAUAUUCCUUCCCUGAAACGGUUGUCGAUAAACCCGCUCCAAAAAUAGUGAACGAUAAAAGAAAGUCUAUAAGCGAUAAACGAAAAUCACUUCCUGGCGUGGCUAAAAGGAAAUCAUUGGGAAAACAGAAGAUAAAUCUACCCGUGAAGGUGGUCCGAAAGCGUGCCGAAGCCGAGCAUCGAUGUGAUUGUGGACAGUUGUUUAGCAGCGCUGCUCUUUUGUCCCGACACACCACUUUAGCACACACACCUCCUAGAAUACGAAAACGUAGAUCUCCCCCGCCCGAAGACCCCAAACCGAAACAACUAAAACCUACUCUCAAACCGCCAAAACAGACUUUAGCACAAAAACUCACAACACAGAAACAAACACAAAAGCAGAACACACAAAUAAAAACACAAGUUAAAAAGUUGAGGAAAUCUAGUGAUAAGCAAAGUGACGACAAGGAUACGCGCAGGACUGCUCUCAGAGGCGCUCCUGACAAGUCACGCAAAAUCAAAUAA